Messenger RNA from Abrus precatorius (Indian licorice), 678 nucleotides. RefSeq names its product precursor of CEP16-like. Gene Ontology annotation, biological process: regulation of developmental process; innate immune response. NCBI's taxonomy places the organism in Eukaryota, Viridiplantae, Streptophyta, Magnoliopsida, Fabales, Fabaceae. The coding region runs from base 62 to 478 and encodes 138 amino acids. The transcript has a single exon. The record is from RefSeq and is a predicted model, not a curated record.
AAUCAAAACUAAGAUACACAUUUUAGAGUUUCACCUAAUUACACCUUGACCUUCCUUCAACAUGGAUACAAGACUCAAGUCUAGUGUCACUUUACUCACUCUUAUUCCUCUGGCUUCUUUGUUUAUCUCUUUGCUUCCUCUAUCAGAAGCCAGGCCACUUAGUCCUUUACAUGCCAAAUAUGGUACCAUUAGAGAGGUAAAUCGAGUCUUCAGGACAUUGAAGAGUUCUGGGCCAAGCCCUGGUAUUGGGCACAGGCUUAAAAAGCUUCAAGAUUUAGGAGGGAUGAAGGACUCUGGCCCAAGCCCUGGUGUUGGGCACAGGGUUAAAAGGCUUCAAGAUCUUGGAGGGAUAACGGACUCUGGCCCAAGCUCUGGUGUAGGCCACAAACUCAAAACGGUUCAAGAUUUUGGAGUGAUAAAGAAUUCUGUUCCCAGUCCUGGUCAAGGACACAAGCACAUCACCAACAACCAUUCAUAAAGUGCCCAUUCUUUUGCAUUUAUAUGCUGAUGUUAAAUAUUCUUCUUUUAACUUAUUAUUAUUAUUAUUAUGAGAGAUGAUGUACUGCAUAUAUAUGAAAUUAGGCAAUAAUCCUGAUGUACUUGUUACCUAGGUGCAUGUAAUGUUGCCACUAAACUUGUUAUUAAUUGAUGAUCAAACUGAAAAUAAUACACAUUGUG